AUGGCGGCAAAGUUUGAUUGUAUUUUGAUGCAUGGACCACCUUUUUCAGGGAGUGACGUGUACUACCAGAGAUUUCUCAGCAAGGACCAUGUUAGGAUUAUUCCUAAGCAUAUAUUUUCAUUACACCAGGAAUAUGGACUUAGAGAUAUUGUUCUAAAUGUACAUAAGUGUUUGAAGCAGAACCAGAAAGUGGUUGUAGAUGAUGAAAAUGGUAGUUUUGCAAAAAGAUCUGCAUACCUCAGGAUGAUUCAGAAAAAGCUUCCAGAGAAGACUGUGGCUCUUAUUAGUCUUUUACCAAAAUAUGGGGAGGCCCAAGUGUUGUGGAACCAGGAAGUAUGUCUUAAUGAGGAGAAUACAGUGACAGUCAGCUACCCAGAGAUUUCUUCCUGGUUUGAUCCAACAACCGGCCAAGUGGUUUACAGCUCAAAUGAUGAACCUGACGAAGAGGAGGGAUAUAAAGUAUUUAAUAAAAAAUCACAUCUGGAAACCUUUUCUGCAUUCAAGUUUGAUAUCCCAGGUCUGCUGAUACAGAUUGAAGCAAUAUAUCACACAUCUGAUGGCUCACUGAAUCUUAAGAAAGGGAUGAAACAGAUAUGUAUCCACUGGAAUGAACAAAAUCCUGUAGGAAGAAUUAUCUUCAUUCAGUAUGGUAACAAAGAAUCUAUAGAGGAAAUUCUACAUUUGCUGACAAGGUUAGCAAAGCAGCUGGAUUUUCCUAUUUAUCUGUUCCACAUUGUUGAUCCGCCUGCUGCAGGGAUCUUCUCUGAGCCUCCUAAUCCAGGGAUUCUGGCUUUCUUACAAAAGAGACACCAUUUAUUUCUACACAGUACUAAAACUGUGUAUAUAUACAGCAACCAAGAUCACAUGACCAUGGCUAGAGCUGCCGGCUUGAACUGUGUCAAGAUAACUCAGAUUCUACAGAAUCCAGCUCUGGUCAUUGGUAGUCAUGUGAUUACUCGGUCCACUGUCCCAGAAUACCUGAAAACAAUGGAGAUUUUACCUACAGACCAGAAAACACUCGAAAGACCUAAUCUCCCAUGUGUUACAGAGGAGGAGAAUUUCCUGAACGGCAACAUGAAGUGUGUUCUCCCAUACGGGAGACAGGAGUUUAUUUUUGCAAAAGAUUUCAAAAUUGUUUUGAGUUAUCAAGAUCUGUACCAGAGCUGUGUAUCAGUACUUAAACAACCAGAGAACAUCUACACACAAGACGAGGAGAAAGAACGAGAAUGUAAUACUUCAUUGAACACAUCCUUAAAUGAAUCCUCCAGAAAACUGCCCUCAUGGAUGAUGGGAAAAGAAACACCGCCAGUGAAAAAGUCCACACAUUCCAAAACGAUUCUACAGCGGACUGAGAGUUCCAGCUCCACAGAGGGGCAAGGAAGACAAACAAUAUAUGUAAUGACAGAAGAGGAGCUGUUAGAAAUUGCUAAAGAUGUUUUGAAGCAGGCAGGCAGAACAGAUGUGCUGAGAGAAUCUGAUGAGAGUUUAGUAAAUGUUUUAUCCAAGAAGACUAAAAUUAAUCAAAAGGCAGAAACAAACAUGUCAUCAAAUAGUCGUAACUCCAGAGGGAAAUCAAGAAAAGUGGCUGUAACCGAUACUGUGGAGGAGUUAGAUGGUGAUAUGGGGGGAGCAGGCAGACAGACGGCCAGCAGAAAGAGCUCUGUACUGAACGAUCUGAUGGCAGAGACGGGGAUCAGGAAAGCCAGCCCUCGGAAGACCAGAAAACGAUUUCAGCUGAAGAAUGAAGAAAUGGAAUCCAGGAAUCAAGAUGUUAUAGUUUUACCUGAUACCACUAAUGACAGAAUUGCUCCGCGAAAAGUUUUGAAUUUUACAGACGAGGAGUUACCUCAGUCUAAAUCAGUAGUUCUAAAAAUUGGUGAAUCAUCUGGAUUUGAAUCCAUACAUUUUCGUAAAACUGACAAGGACUUAACAGAAACAAAGUCUUACAUGAAGAGUGGUUCUAAAGGCGUUUUCCCCGAUUCUCAGGAACCAGGUCCAUCCCAUGUGUUUACAAGGACUCACUUGAAAUCAAAUCAGCAUCAGGUUAAACACUCUAACACAGUACAUACAGAGACUGUAAAAUCACGAAGAAAACGCGGGACUGAAUUUGAUGAUAGAGAUUCACCUAAACUUAAAAAAACUGAGCUCACUAAUAAACCAGAUUUAUCUAUUUUGGAUGAAAUCUUUUUCUGAAUAAAAAGUUAAUUUGAA
Saccostrea echinata is the source of this 2211-nucleotide messenger RNA. RefSeq lists its product as uncharacterized. The record is from RefSeq and is a predicted model, not a curated record. Lineage: Eukaryota; Metazoa; Mollusca; Bivalvia; Ostreida; Ostreidae. The coding region runs from base 1 to 2193 and encodes 730 amino acids. The transcript is spliced from 15 exons.